CGUCUCUAAGACAGCUUUGGACUGCCGGCAUUUUCUUUUAAUUCUUCCGUGACGACCACAACCCUGUUAUUUCACUUGAAAAUUCUCUUCCUCCUCAAGGACAAUAACACUGCUAAUUUCCCCUUCGUCCCUCUGCAGUCUGCUACACAAUGCCUGGGUUCUCCGACAGAGAUCGUGGCAGAGAUAGAGGGUACGGUGGUGGACCCCCCCGAUUCAGUGGUGGUGGAGGCAACAGAGGUGGACCUCCUCCAGGAAAGUUUGGCAACCCUGGUGAAAGGCUGCGGAAGAAGCACUGGAACCUUGAUGAACUGCCUAAAUUCCAGAAGAACUUCUACCAGGAGCACCCAGAUGUCACACACAGAACAAUUCAAGAGGUUGAGCAGUACCGCCGAACCAAAGAAGUAACCGUCAAAGGCAGAGAUUGUCCCACACCAAUGGUUAAAUUCCAUGAAGCUUCCUUUCCGAGUUAUGUCAUGGAUGUUAUCCUAAAACAGAACUGGACUGAACCGACCCCUAUUCAGUCCCAGGGUUGGCCAGUUGCCCUCAGUGGCAAAGACAUGGUGGGCAUUGCUCAAACUGGGUCUGGAAAAACACUUGCAUAUCUUCUGCCUGCUAUUGUGCACAUCCAGCAUCAGCCAUUCUUGGAGCAUGGCGAUGGACCAAUUUGCUUAGUACUCGCACCUACCCGUGAACUGGCCCAGCAGGUGCAGCAAGUAGCAGCAGAGUACGGAAGAGCCUCUCGUCUUAAAAGCACCUGCAUCUAUGGUGGUGCACCCAAAGGACCCCAGAUCAGGGACCUGGAGAGAGGUGUAGAGAUAUGUAUUGCUACCCCUGGUCGUCUCAUUGACUACCUGGAGUGUGGUAAGACUAAUCUACGUCGUUGCACUUAUCUGGUUCUGGAUGAAGCCGACCGCAUGCUGGAUAUGGGAUUUGAGCCACAAAUUCGCAAAAUAGUUGAACAGAUCAGGCCCGACCGGCAGACUCUGAUGUGGAGUGCAACCUGGCCUAAGGAGGUUCGCCAACUGGCUGAGGACUUCCUUAAGGACUAUGUCCAGAUUAACAUUGGAGCGCUGCAACUCAGUGCUAAUCAUAACAUCUUACAGAUUGUUGAUGUUUGUAAUGACAUGGAAAAGGAGGACAAACUCAUCCGCUUGCUGGAGGAGAUAAUGAGUGAAAAGGAAAAUAAGACCAUCAUUUUCGUGGAGACCAAAAGACGUUGUGAUGAACUCACCAGGAGGAUGAGGCGAGAUGGGUGGCCAGCAAUGGGAAUUCAUGGAGACAAGAGCCAACAGGAGAGGGACUGGGUUCUGAAUGAGUUCAGGUAUGGCAAAGCUCCAAUCCUGAUUGCUACAGAUGUGGCCUCCCGUGGAUUAGAUGUGGAGGAUGUGAAAUUUGUCAUCAAUUAUGACUACCCUAACUCCUCCGAGGAUUAUAUCCACCGCAUUGGACGCACAGCCCGAAGCCAAAAAACAGGCACAGCCUACACUUUCUUCACCCCCAACAACAUGAAACAAGCCAGCGACCUGAUCUCUGUGCUCCGUGAGGCCAACCAGGCCAUAAACCCUAAACUGAUUCAGAUGGCAGAGGACAGAGGAGGUCGUGGAAGGGGGGGAAGAGGUGGCUACAAGGACGACCGACGUGAUAGGUAUUCUGGGAGUGGGAGGAGCAACUUUGGUGGUAAUAAUUACAGGGACAGGGAUGGUGAUAGAGGUUUUGGGAGUGGGCCAAAGGCUGCCUUUGGUGCCAACAAGGCUCAAAAUGGUGGCAGCUAUAGAGGCGACACUGGUAACUCUAGUGGCAACUAUGGCAACAAUUACGGCAACAGCAAUGGACAGGGUAAUUUUGGUGCUCCAGUAAACCAGGUGGGUCCUUUUGGUAAUCAAAAUUUUCAGGGCCCCCCUCAGUUUGGCAUGCAGCGAUCCAGUCAGAACGGGAUGAACCAUCCACCAUUCCCAUUCAACUCUCAGCCACCCCCUCCACCACAGGCCCAACAGCCUCCACCCCCACCACCAAUGGUGCCCUACCCCAUGCCACCACCCUUCCCACAGUAGUUAAAAUAUACGCACAAUAAGUGGGAACCAUCAUAUUUGUUUUGUCUUGGAAUAUUGCAAUUAUAGCUAUAUGAUUAUACUUUGAACAGUUUAACCUUGUUUUGCUUACAGCAGGGUUGUAGUUAAGUCAACCCAGAGCAGUGAAUGGAGCCAGACUUGUAUCGUAGUUCAUCUACGAUGGCUGCACAUUUCCGUAAAUGUUGUUUUGUAACAUUCCUCUAUAACUUAUUUUUACUAGGUAAUGCUGUGUUUCGGUUUCUGUUAUGUUUCAAGAGAUGUUAAUGGAGAUCAUAUAAAACCAGGGGUGUGGAGCCCCUUUUAAAUAAAACCUGUUAUAUGGAA
Messenger RNA from Cynoglossus semilaevis (tongue sole), 2393 nucleotides. Its product is annotated as probable ATP-dependent RNA helicase DDX5. The record is from RefSeq and is a predicted model, not a curated record. Gene Ontology annotation, molecular function: nucleic acid binding; RNA helicase activity; ATP binding. NCBI's taxonomy places the organism in Eukaryota, Metazoa, Chordata, Actinopteri, Pleuronectiformes, Cynoglossidae. The transcript has 13 exons. The coding region runs from base 150 to 2051 and encodes 633 amino acids.